This is a messenger RNA of Sturnus vulgaris (Common starling), 1116 nucleotides long. Lineage: Eukaryota; Metazoa; Chordata; Aves; Passeriformes; Sturnidae. The record is from RefSeq and is a predicted model, not a curated record.
CCAUGUUCGCGGAGCUCAACGAGCUGCUCGGGGCCUCCCCGGAGCGGCCGGACGCGGGUAAAUUCACGCUGCUGCGAGACACCCGCACAGAUGGCAGCUUCCUGGUGCACCACUUCCUCUCCUUCUACCUCAGAGCUGGCUGCAAGGUUUGCUUUGUGGCCCUGCUCCAGUCCUUCAGCCACUACAGCAUCGUGGCACAGAAGCUGGGAGUCAAUCUGGCAGCUGCCAAGGAGCAGGGACAGCUUGUCUUCCUGGAGGGCCUCAAGUCCUGCCUUGAUCUCCUGUUUGGGGAGGAGGAGCAGCCUGGACAGCCCAGUCCUCUGCAAUUCCUGAGCGGGAGCAGCCGUGACCUGCGGGCCCUGUUUGACUUUGUGCAGGUGUCCCUGACUCCCUGUGCCCGUGAUUCCUGGAAGGGCCCCGUGCUGCUGGUGGAUGACCUCAGUGUCCUGCUCAGCCUGGGAGCUGCACCUGUGGCUGUGCUGGACUUCAUCCACUACUGCCGUGUGUCCGUGUGCUGCCAGCUGCAGGGGAACGUCGUGGUGCUGGUUCACAGCAGCGAGGAUUCGGAAGAUGAGGAGAAUGAGCUGGUUGUGAACUCCCUGUGUCAUCACAGCGACCUCAUCCUGUGGGCAGAGGGGCUGGCCACCGGCUUCUGCAAGGAUGUUCAUGGGCAGAUAAAGAUAAUCAAGAGAUUGUCCUUGCGGCAGGCGGCGGAGCAGGACCUGGUCCAGAUCUACCAGUACAAGAUCCAGGACAGGAACGUCACCUUUUUUGCACGGGGGCUGUCGGCUGCAGUCCUGUGACACUGUGACACUGCCUCUGCAAAAGCACCAGGAGCAGCACAGCAGACUGACCCGGGAGGGAAGCUCAGACACUCCUGGAAACGGUGCCAACGUGGGAUCAGCCUGCCUGGAGCCUGCUGCAUCCCUUUGUCCUCCCACCCCGUUCCCAACACACUCAGGCCAAGAAAGGGAGCAAGAACCUGCAAGAAUGGCCCUUAGAGCAUGUGAAUACAGGCAGGGGGUGGCCCGCGGGCUGGGCGUGCCUUGCCUCACCUUUUCCGGUGUGUUGGGCACAGCAUGGCAGUGCCAGGCACGGCACGCAGGGAGCACCCCC